GCAGCGCUUGCAAUCGGCCACGGAGGUGGCCCCCAAAGUUGCGAUAGUUUGAAUGACUUCCAGGCCAUGCCAAGCUGAGGGAGCACGGCAUCGCGACGGCGGAGAGGCGGAGAAUGUCUCCUAUCCUAGAUCCAUUCGUCAGUGGCGAGGCUCAUGAACGUCUUGGCAGAAGCCUGUAGCAUGAGCUUGAUGAAAGCUUGCGACGACUUUCAAGCGCCAAGCAGUGAAGGAGAAAACAUUCUGCCAAUCAAACUCAUGGCGUUGUCAACGGCCCCAGAAACACCGCAAAAGUGGCAUAGCUUCCUCGUGGAACACGCCUCUCGUGAUUCCACUUGCAAGAUUGCCGUGACGCGUAACAAUGGUGAAGGUUCUGAUUCGACGUUCGCCAGAAUAAUGCUCCGGAGUGGGUGUGUUCGGACGAUGCUCCACCGCGGCAGUGGCUUGCCUUGCCCGUGCCACGAGUCAAGCAGCACUGCCGGGUGCGUCGAACACCCCGUCGCCAGAGGGGCACCGGCCGCGUAAUUCGAGAUGACGAGUCUGCAGUACAGAUCUUGAGGGUGGAGGCUGGCGUAGGAGGGGUGUAGUCAGCUAUAAGACCGCGUUGGCGUUCACUCCGAAAUUUC
Paraphaeosphaeria sporulosa is the source of this 623-nucleotide messenger RNA. RefSeq lists its product as uncharacterized. The record is from RefSeq and is a predicted model, not a curated record. The transcript is spliced from 2 exons. The coding region runs from base 154 to 522 and encodes 122 amino acids. NCBI's taxonomy places the organism in Eukaryota, Fungi, Ascomycota, Dothideomycetes, Pleosporales, Didymosphaeriaceae.